Cataglyphis hispanica is the source of this 3399-nucleotide messenger RNA. It is a transcript of the gene smid, whose product is annotated as nuclear valosin-containing protein-like. Gene Ontology annotation, biological process: ribosome biogenesis. The coding region runs from base 284 to 3079 and encodes 931 amino acids. The transcript is spliced from 11 exons. NCBI's taxonomy places the organism in Eukaryota, Metazoa, Arthropoda, Insecta, Hymenoptera, Formicidae. Gene Ontology annotation, molecular function: RNA binding; ATP binding; ATP hydrolysis activity. Gene Ontology annotation, cellular component: nucleus. The record is from RefSeq and is a predicted model, not a curated record.
CAAUCAAACAAUUCGUAACAUUUGUAAUGCAAAUUACUGAUUGGCUGACUGCCAUUCAUGUCCGAUUUAAGUGUCGAUUACGCCGGUUUUUCUUUCCCACGUUACGCUAAUAAUGCGGAUUGACCUGCACAUGCAAAGAUUUGUAUACUAUUGUAUACUAUAGUAAAUGAUGUGAGUUGAAAUCACAUCGAUUUGGAUCGAGAAUAAUUUAUGAGAAUAAUUGCGAGUCUCGUCUUUCAUACGAUUCGCACACGGUCUCCUUGAUUUCGCUGCAUCCAAGAAUAUGCAGAAAGUGGGCAAAUUGAACUCGUCUAUCGAUAUUAUUCCACUACAAGGAUCAAGUGGUGAUUAUAGAUCGAGGCACAUGGACAAUAAGCACAGAAUGGACCAAAGAUGUUUUCGAGAUCAAACAUUGAUCGCACGCGUGCAAACGUAUAUGCAUGAAAAUGAAAAUAAGGUGUACAUUGAUGUCAAUGAGAUGGCAGAUGCAUUGCAGAGACGAUAUAGAGACUAUCGUAAUAAAAAGCGUGCUGCAUUUCGUGGGAUGGUACGUAAAGCUUAUGAUGAGCUUACAGCAAUAUUUGCAAAGAAGCCUCCAAUACGUGAAUCUCCUACAUAUGAUGACGAUGAUUUUGAGGAUGUCGAUGUUGAGUCAGAGAUGCAACAGACUUCAAUAAGUGACAUGCUAAUACAAAUGUAUAAGAAACAGAAUGGAAACUCGAGUGAUAAAGAAUUGAUAGACAUUAGUAGCGAUGAUGAUAUAUCUAAAAAUGAAUCUAAAGCUGGUAAAGAGACAAAAGAACUCAAUGUAUGUAAUGUAACUGAAUCUUUGCACACUCCUUCAAUUACUCCAAAGGUAGAAACAGCUACUGAAAAGCCAGAAAUAUCUACCUCAAAGCCUGAAUCAUGUGUUUCAAAGCCAGAAAUACAUUCCUCAAAACCAGAAACACUAAUUUCAAAAUUAGAAACACCUGUGAAAUCGAAAACACCUAUGAAUGAGGUCACAAAACAAGUAGUAGGAGAAUCUACAAGAAAACGACAAAGAGACAAGGAAAAUGAUAAUGGGCAGUUCUCAGUUACAAAAAAGGCAAGAACUAUACCUAUCACAGAAACAAAAAUUACAUUUUCUGAUAUAGGAGGUAAUGACAAAAUUUUGAAAACUGUCUGCAAGUUAUUGGUCCACAUGGUCCAUCCUGAAAUCUUAAAACAGCUUGGUAUAUCUCCACCAAGGGGAUUUUUGCUUCAUGGACCUCCUGGUUGUGGGAAAACAUUAUUGGCAUAUGCAGCUGCAGGAGAAUUAAAUAUACCUCUACUAAAAGUAGCAGGUCCAGAGCUUGUGGCUGGAGUAUCUGGUGAGAGUGAAGCUCGUAUUAGAGACUUAUUUGAACAAGCUCUAGCUCUUGCACCAUGUAUUGUUUUCUUGGAUGAAAUAGAUGCUGUUGCACCACAUAGAGCUACAACUCAAAGAAUGAUGGAAGGAAGAAUUGUUGCACAAUUAUUGUCAAGUUUAGAUGAAUUGAGUCUAAAAGAAAAUGGAGAUAGAGUAUUGGUAAUUGGAGCGACAAAUCGACCUGAUUCAUUAGAUCCUGCUUUAAGAAGAGCAGGUCGUUUUGAUCGUGAAGUGUGCCUUGGAAUACCAGAUAGAGAGGCAAGAGCUAAGAUCUUAGCAGUACAUACUGAAAAUGUUGUACUGGCUCCUAAUAUUAGUUUGUCGACAAUAGCUUCCCUUACUCCAGGUUUUGUAGGUGCAGAUUUGGUUGCCUUAAUUAGAGAAGCUGCUAUGGCUGCUGUAGAUAGAGUAUUCGAAGAUCUAAACAAAGCAAAACAGACAGAAAAAUUGCCAGAAAUAACUGAAACUGAUAAGCAAUUUGAAAAGAAAGCACAGGAAAACCUGGAAAAUUUAGUUGAUACUAAUGUUGUAACAGAAGUUUCAACUGUAGGAGACACUUCUACAUAUCUGAGAGAUUCACCUAAAAAUCCAAGCUCAGAAACUACUGAAAUGGAUAUAAUACAGGAACAUUCGUCGGAUUUGUCAAGCUUAUUGGCUUGGUUUCGUAGCGAACCUCCACUUUCUCCAGAGCGUUUGUCAACCUUAUGCAUUGAACAUUGUGAUUUUGAAGUUGCUUUACGUGUUGUUCAACCUUCAGCAAAAAGAGAAGGAUUUGCAACAGUUCCCGAUGUAACAUGGGAUAAUGUUGGCUCACUGCAAGAUAUACGACAGGAAUUACAAAUGGCAAUUCUUGCUCCUGUUAAGUAUGCUGAACACUUUAAUGCAUUAGGUUUAUCUGCUGCUAGUGGAGUAUUAUUAUGUGGUCCACCUGGUUGUGGAAAAACAUUAUUGGCUAAAGCCAUUGCUAAUGAAGCUGGAAUUAAUUUUAUUUCCGUUAAAGGACCUGAACUUUUGAAUAUGUAUGUUGGCGAAAGUGAGAGAGCAGUUCGUCAAUGUUUCUUAAGAGCAAAAAAUUCGCGCCCGUGCGUCAUAUUUUUCGACGAAAUAGAUGCAUUAUGUCCUAAGAGAACAGAAGGCGAUAAUUCAUCAACAUCACGUGUCGUAAAUCAAAUGCUUACAGAAAUGGACGGUGUAGAGAGUCGACAAGAAGUAUUUCUCAUGGCCGCUACUAAUCGUCCUGACAUUAUAGAUUCAGCUGUUUUGCGACCAGGAAGAUUAGACAAAAUUUUAUAUGUUGGUCUUCCGACAGCGUCAGAUCGGGUUGAUAUUUUACAUGCAAUAACAAAGAAUGGAACAAAACCAAAACUUUCUAGUGAUGUUGAUUUAAAUCAAGUGGGAUAUAAUGAUAAAUGUGAAGGUUAUACUGGUGCAGACUUAGCAGCUUUAAUAAAAGAAGCUGGCAUGGAAGCAUUAAAGGAAAUAAUAGCUGGUUAUGGAAAAUCAGAAAUUUCUAUGCAGCAUAUUUAUCGGGCAUUUGAUAAAGUGCAACCAUCUGUUCGCGAAGAGGAUAUUAAAUAUUAUGAAAAAUUUAGUAAACUAUAUUCAGUUAAAAAGUCUGAAGUUACACCAAUGGAAACACCAAUAGAUGCACCAAUUGUUGAUGUAGUCAUGGAACCAAUGGAAACAUAAAGUACAAUUAAUAAAAGUUUAUGAAAUUUGUUGAACAAUUCUUCCAUUAUCAAAUACUUCAUAUAAUUUUUACACAAAACAGACAAAAAGUAUUCCUUUAAUGAUGUAGUUUAGUUUCCAUAUAUUGACGAUUCGAAAAUGAAUGUAGCUUUAAUGUUUACUAAUGUAAUGAUAAUCAAUGAUAUUAUUUUAAAAUGCACGAUUAAGACAAAGAGUUACAUUAUAUCAUUAUUUUUUAGUACAUAGAUAUAGAAAGCAUGUACAUGUAUGACUUUAAUGUAACAAAAAUCCUUAAUAAAAUUUUCAUUAAUAAAAGCUUA